AUGGAUUUGGAGAGUGAGAGCUCUGCUCUUGAGGCGUCUGUUGAAGUUAAUGGCUUGAUUGGUAAUGUUGAGACUAUAGAUGAUGAUAAAGUGGUCUCUGCUUCUGCUACUGUAGAAGCUGAAAUAGAUGAAAAGACUACUACUGACCUUGACAAGCCCUUUAAUUCACCGGUCGAGCCUAUUUCAAAGGGUUUUGGUUUAAGAAAAUGGAGGAGGAGGAGGAUAAGGAGAGAUAUUGUUAAAGAUGAUACCUCUGUGAACAUUAAAGUUCGUAAGAGGGUCUUGUCGGGAGCAGCUGAUCCGGAUGCUAAACAAAUGCAUUUCUCGGGACCUGAUGUCGAACAAGAUAGUCUUGGUUCGGUUGGCUCGGUGAAUAACAUGGUUGGUUUUGCUGAGUCUAGCCAUGGACCUGGGCUUGCUUUUGCAGCUGGGGUUGAUUCGGAUAACAGUGAGGAUCGAAGUAGCAGCAUGUCCUCGACUGCAGCCAGCGGUCCCAAGGUUAGGUGUGAUAAGAAAAUGGGUCAUUCUUGGGACAAAGAGAGAGCAAAGCAUUUGGGUGGAAAGAGUGUGAUUAGUUGGGGAGAACAAAGGAAGAUUAGGGUAGAGAAUGGUGAUAAGGGUAGAUGA
Messenger RNA from Microthlaspi erraticum, 627 nucleotides. Lineage: Eukaryota; Viridiplantae; Streptophyta; Magnoliopsida; Brassicales; Brassicaceae. The record is from the annotation of a GenBank genome assembly.